Messenger RNA from Patella vulgata (common limpet), 3925 nucleotides. RefSeq names its product protein-serine O-palmitoleoyltransferase porcupine. The record is from RefSeq and is a predicted model, not a curated record. Bases 320 to 1804 code for a protein of 494 amino acids. Gene Ontology annotation, biological process: canonical Wnt signaling pathway; protein palmitoylation; Wnt protein secretion. Gene Ontology annotation, cellular component: endoplasmic reticulum; membrane. The transcript has 13 exons. Lineage: Eukaryota; Metazoa; Mollusca; Gastropoda; Patellidae. Gene Ontology annotation, molecular function: palmitoleoyltransferase activity; Wnt-protein binding.
CAUUUUGGGGGUAUCUAUAUAAUACAAUACCGCAAAGGUUCCGUUUCAUAUCACCAUAAACUUAUUUUAUGAUAUAUUUACCAUUUUAUACCAAAUCCUAGCAAUUUAACAGAAUAACAGUUAAAAUGGCAGAGAAACAACCGCAAUUGAUUUUGACAUAUCAAUUUGCAACCCUUAAAAUAGAACAUAAAGUUGUCCAUGAGAAUGGCGGCGUGUAUGAGAAGUUGUAUGUUUGGUUUAUUAUUUUACUGAAUUCAAGAAUAUUGAACAGAUCUAAUUAGUUCUCGACUUCGGAAUUAGAAAUUUAAAAGGUAACAAAAUGGAUGACAUGCUCGAUUUUGAUCCUGACCAACUGGAUGAUUCUGACUAUGAAUUACUACAACAGUAUUUACAAGGGGAGUAUAGUCCAGAACUAGCAGAACUUUUGGAAUCAUAUGGUGGUUUUGAUGAUGACAGUGAUGUGUAUGAGCGUAUACCUAUAAGAAAUCUGUAUGAGAAUUGUGUUAUACCAACAGCAAGUCAAGCUAUGUCUCAUGUUAUUCCUCUAUUUAUGUUUUGUUUAUCUUUUAGAAUCCUCUGUCUCUUAGCACAUACAGUAUUCAAAGAUUGUGCAUCACCAUUAAAGUUUUUACAUUUUGUGAGUUGUGUGUUUGGACUGAUGAUAUUGUAUCGAUUCUUUGAAAUGGCAUUAGUUUAUAUCAUAGCCUGUUUAAUUACUACUUACAUCAUAGUGCUAUUAACAUCCCAGUUUUCACGACCACAAGUGGGAAUAUUUGUAUCUGUUUUUAUUGCAUCCUAUAUUUUAAUGUGUGAACUUAUAAUUGUUGAUGGAAAGAUCUGGCAUAGUAUGAGAGGUGCCCAAAUGAUAUUAUCAAUGAAACUUAUAUCCUUGGGUUUUGACUGGUCAUCAGGAGCUAUAGAAAGAUUACCCAGUAUAUUAGAAUUUAGUGGUUAUUCUUUACAUGUGGGAUCUGUGAUAUUUGGUCCAUGGUUUAGUUAUAAAGAUUAUAUAUCUGGUUUACAAGAAAAUAAACCAUUGUGUAAAUGGUGGAUUAUAAAAGUUUUAUUUAGUUGUAGUUUAGCUGUACUGUGUUUAAUUUAUUCUACAUGUUUUACUUCCUGGUUAAUUAUACAUGGUUCAUUUAGUUGGUUAUUAGCAUAUAGAGAUGCCCAGUCAUUUCGCUUCAGUCAUUAUUUUGUAUGUUUUCUAUCAGAGGCUACCCAUGUAUUAUCAGGAUUUGGUUAUACACAGACAGCUGAUUUCGUUAAAUGGGAUUAUUCUGUUGUAAGACCAGAUAAAAUAGAAAUACCUCAUUCACUUGUAGAAGUUGUAACUAAUUGGAAUCUACCCAUGCAUACCUGGUUAAAAACAUAUGUAUUUAAAACAGCUAGACCUCUUGGUAAUUUUGUGGCUGUCUUGUUAACUUAUGGUGCUAGUUCUUUAUUACAUGGUCUAAAUUUCCAGCUAGCUGCAGUUUUAUUGUCUCUAGGCUUUUAUUCUUAUAUUGAAUUCAUGUUAAGAUUAAAGCUAGCCAGUAGUUUUGAUGCCUGUAUUUUAGCUAAAAGAUGUAAAGAAAAAUGUGAUCACAAAUAUCAAAUAAUGAAUCCUUUCGUAAUGCUGACGAAUUUAUCUUUUGUUUUAUUAUCAAUGUUUCAUCUGGCUUAUCUUGGUUUAAUGUUUGAUAAUAGCGCAGAUGAGGAAAUGGGUUAUACUAUGUCCCACACUCUUAGUAAAUGGUCACAAUUAAAUUAUGCCAGUCAUUGGGCGGCUGUGGGAACAUUUCUGUUUUAUAUUGUGAUCUGAUUUGAAGAUACUGAUAAUAUUAAGAUCCACUGAUCAUUUCAAAUAGAGAAAUAAUUUAAAGAUAAGGUAAUGAAUUGAAGAUAAAGUGAAGAUAAAGUGAUAAUUUGAUGAUAAAGUGAUGAUUUGAUGAUAAAAGUGAUGAUAAAGUGAUGAUUUGGUGAUAAAAGUGAUGAUUUGAUGAUAAAAGUCAUGAUAAAGUGAUGAAUUGAUGAUAAAAGUCAUGAUAAAGUGAUGAUUGGAAUACAAACCAAUGAGUUGAAGAUAAACUGAUGUUUAAAAAAUAAACUGAUGUGUUGAAGAUAAAGUAAUAAUUUGAAAUUUGAAAACAAAACAAUAUUGAUUAUUUGAAAACAAACUCAUGUGUUAAAGAUCAAGUGAUAAUUUGAAACAAACUCAUACCAUGAAAAUAAAUGGAUGUGUUCAAGAUAAUUUUAGUGAAUGAUGCAUCUCAUAGUUUAGAAAGUAUUAUGAUAAAAAAAAACAACAUGGCAGGAAAACUGCACAAUAGAAAAACACAACACAAAAAUAUAACACUGAUUCCAAAGGAUGUAACGAAUGCCAGUGUUAACAAUCUAUUAAUUAAUAUAUGUUUUUUGAAAUGAUACUAAAUAAACAUGUUAUACCACAGCAGUUUUAAUUUUCAGAAAUUCAUAAUAAAUGCACUCUAUGCAAGGUCUUUCAAUACAUCAUUAUAUUCUAUCUAUUUGUGCAAUCGAAUCUCAUUUUGUAUGUGAAAUCCAAUCUACAAAUUGUAACUAGGGCUGCCUCCAUUAAUUCUGAUUUAAAACAUCAUGCCAGGAUUAUCAUAUUUAAAUUCUGGAUAUUAAAAACAAUAUUUUGAUUUCACAUUAAGAGAUCAUGUGUUUCUAUGCAUCCAUUGCUUAGUUAUGGUAUGGUUGCAGUUCUAUAUUACAUGAGUUUUUUAUACGCCCACAUUUUCAUGUGGACGUAUAUUGUCGUCGCCCCUGUUUGUCCGUCCGUCCACAAUUUGUUUGUGGACACUCUACAGGUCACAAUUUUUAUUCAAUUUCAACGAAACUUGAAAUAUAGCUUUAUCUCCCUAAGAUCUCAGUUCCUUUCGGUAUUGGCAUGUAUCAGACCAUAACUUCCUGAAUUAUGGCCCCUGAUUGUACGAAAAAUCACGUUUUUAGCUUGUGGACCCUAUAGAAGUCAUUAUUAUAUCACCAUUACACCCUAAGGACGACUGAGUUCAAAUUUCGUGAAAAUCGGCCCAAAAUUGACAGAUAAAAUGGCCGCCCUUCGUUCUCAAAUAGCGUAAAAAUAUGGUAUACAUCAAGGUUGUGAACCCUAUAGAGGUCACAAUUUUAAUCCUAUUUUGAUGAAACUUGAAAUAUAAGUUUAUAACCCAAAGAUCUCGGUUCCUUUCGAUAUUCGCACAUAUCGGACUGUAACUUCCUGAAAUAUGGCCCCUGAUUGUAUGAAUAAUCGCGUUUUUAGCUUGUGGACCCUAUAGAGGUCAUAAUUUUUAUCCGAUUUAAAAAAAAACGUAUUAUACACCCUAAGGACGGCUGAGUUCGAAUUUCGUGAAAAUCGGCCCAAAAUUGAAAGACAAAAUGGCCACCGUUCGUUCUCAAAUAGCGUAAAAAUAGGGUAUAUCAAGGUUGUGGGACCCUAUAGAAGUCACAAUUUUUAUCCGAUUUUGUUGAAACUUGAAAUGUAAGUUUAUAACACAAAGAUCUCGAUUCCUUUCGAUAUUUGCACAUAUCGAAUUGUAAUUUCCUGAAUUAUGACCCUUGUUUGUAGGAAAAAUCACUUUCUUCUUAGCUUGUUCUCUAUCCAUCUUUCGAAAUUGUGGGCGUAUCUUGCCUGGCAGCCGCUGGUUUUUAUUUAUUUCAUGUUUUAUAUAUAUAUUGAUUUUAUAUAUGUACCAGUAGUAAAUAUAGCUUUAUAUACAUAUACCCGUUAUAUUAUUCUUUUUAUCUAUUAAAGAUGAAGGUUUUUUUUUCUGGCUUCAAAUAUUUAUUAACAAGACAAGCCCAUAAUCAACUUACUGGGUCGUCGGAUGGCUCUGAUAUUAAGUAGAUUAGAACACUGUGGCCAUAAAAUAGAUAGUCAUUUUUCAUUAUAGCAUUAUUUUUGAACUAUUAUAGCAAGAACGGU